This is a messenger RNA of Python bivittatus (Burmese python), 5750 nucleotides long. NCBI's taxonomy places the organism in Eukaryota, Metazoa, Chordata, Lepidosauria, Squamata, Pythonidae. The record is from RefSeq and is a predicted model, not a curated record.
UGUAGAAUGGUAUACAUGGUGCUCCCUCCUUUUCCUUCAUGGUGGCUGCUGCAUCUCCUUGGUUUUUGGGCACAAAAACUGUUGGUGCUGAUGCUGGGGUCCAUUCAGUGUUGUGCGGCGAUGUAUCAACAGAGAAACUGGGCAACAGUUUGCUGUAAAGAUUGUCGAUGUAGCAAAAUUCACUUCAAGUCCAGGCUUAAGUACUGAAGAUCUGAAGAGGGAAGCUAGUAUCUGUCACAUGCUGAAACAUCCUCAUAUUGUUGAACUUUUGGAGACCUACAGUUCUGAUGGAAUGCUAUAUAUGGUUUUUGAAUUUAUGGAUGGUGCAGAUCUCUGCUUUGAAAUUGUAAAGAGAGCAGACGCUGGUUUUGUAUACAGUGAAGCCGUAGCCAGUCAUUACAUGAGACAGAUAUUGGAAGCACUGCGCUACUGUCAUGAUAAUAAUAUAAUUCACAGGGAUGUGAAGCCACACUGUGUGUUACUUGCUUCAAAGGAAAAUUCAGCACCUGUAAAACUUGGUGGUUUUGGUGUUGCUAUUCAAUUAGGAGAAUCAGGACUUGUUGCUGGAGGACGUGUAGGAACUCCUCAUUUUAUGGCUCCAGAAGUAGUAAAAAGAGAGCCUUAUGGAAAGCCUGUAGAUGUGUGGGGCUGUGGAGUGAUCCUUUUUAUUCUGCUUAGUGGUUGUUUACCUUUUUACGGUACAAAGGAAAGAUUGUUUGAAGGCAUUAUCAAAGGAAAAUACAAGAUGAAUCCCAGACAGUGGAGCCAUAUCUCUGAAAGUGCCAAAGAUCUGGUUCGGCGCAUGCUUAUGCUUGACCCAGCUGAAAGAAUAACUGUUUAUGAGGCACUUAAUCAUCCUUGGCUGAAGGAGCGUGAUCGCUAUGCAUACAAGAUUCACCUUCCGGAAACUGUGGAACAGCUGAGAAAAUUCAAUGCAAGAAGAAAGUUGAAGGGUGCAGUACUGGCAGCAGUAUCAAGCCACAAAUUCAAUUCUUUCUAUGGUGAUCCCCCUGAAGAACUGCCAGAUUUCUCAGAAGACCCUACCUCCUCAGGAGCAGUUUCACAGGUGUUAGACAGCCUAGAAGAAAUCCAUGCACUUACAGAUUGCAGUGAAAAAGACUUAGACUUUCUGCAUAGUGUUUUUCAGGAUCAGCAUCUUCAUACAUUACUAGAUCUCUAUGACAAAAUUAAUACAAAAUCUUCACCACAAAUCAGGAAUCCACCAAGUGAUGCUGUACAAAGAGCCAAAGAGGUAUUGGAAGAAAUUUCAUGUUACCCAGAAAAUAGUGAUGCAAAAGAACUUAAACGUAUUUUAACUCAACCUCAUUUCAUGGCCUUACUCCAAACUCACGAUGUAGUGGCACAUGAAGUUUACAGUGAUGAAGCAUUAAGAGUUACUCCACCUCCCACCUCUCCGUAUUUAAAUGGAGAUUCUCCAGAAAGCAUCAAUGGAGACAUGGACAUGGAGAAUGUAACAAGAGUGCGAUUAGUUCAGUUCCAAAAAAACACAGAUGAACCAAUGGGAAUCACUUUAAAAAUGAAUGAACUGAACCAUUGCAUUGUAGCAAGAAUUAUGCAUGGAGGGAUGAUUCAUAGACAAGGUACGCUUCAUGUAGGGGAUGAAAUUCGGGAAAUAAAUGGAAUUAGCGUGGCAAAUCAGACAGUGGAACAGCUGCAGAAAAUGCUUAGAGAAAUGCGAGGUAGUAUCACCUUCAAGAUUGUGCCAAGUUAUCGCACUCAGUCUUCUUCCUGUGAGAGAGAUUCCCCCUCUACAUCCAGACAGUCCCCAGCUAAUGGCCAUAGCAGCAUUAACAAUUCUGUUUCGGACUUGCCAUCAACAACACAACCAAAAGGACGACAGAUAUAUGUAAGAGCACAAUUUGAAUAUGAUCCAGCAAAGGAUGAUCUUAUUCCCUGCAAGGAAGCUGGCAUCAGAUUUAGAGUUGGUGAUAUUAUCCAGAUUAUUAGCAAAGAUGAUCACAACUGGUGGCAAGGUAAACUCGAGAAUUCAAAAAAUGGAACUGCGGGCCUCAUUCCUUCUCCUGAGCUUCAGGAAUGGCGAGUAGCUUGUAUUGCUAUGGAGAAGACUAAACAAGAGCAGCAGGCAAGCUGUACUUGGUUUGGAAAGAAAAAGAAGCAGUACAAAGACAAAUAUUUAGCAAAGCACAAUGCAGUGUUUGAUCAAUUAGACCUUGUCACCUAUGAAGAAGUGGUAAAAUUGCCUGCAUUCAAAAGGAAAACACUUGUUUUAUUAGGAGCACAUGGUGUUGGGAGAAGACAUAUUAAAAAUACACUAAUUACAAAACAUCCAGACCGAUUUGCAUACCCUAUUCCACAUACAACCAGGCCACCAAAGAAAGAUGAAGAGAAUGGAAAGAAUUAUUACUUUGUAUCACAUGACCAAAUGAUGCAGGACAUUUCCAACAAUGAAUAUUUGGAAUACGGUAGCCAUGAAGAUGCAAUGUAUGGGACAAAACUGGAAACAAUACGGAAGAUCCACGAACAGGGAUUAAUUGCAAUACUUGAUGUAGAGCCUCAGGCCUUGAAGGUCCUGAGAACUGCAGAGUUUGCUCCUUUUGUUGUUUUUAUUGCUGCACCUACAAUUACCCCAGGCAUUAAUGAGGAUGAAUCUCUUCAACGCUUGCAAAAGGAAUCAGAAAUCUUACAGAGAACAUAUGCACACUACUUUGACCUUACAAUUAUCAACAAUGAAAUUGAUGAAACAAUCAGGCAUCUGGAGGAAGCCAUUGAGCUUGUUUGUAAAGCAUCACAAUGGGUUCCUGUUUCCUGGAUAUAUUAACCCUAUUACCAGAAGAAUGUGAUCAUUAAUGGAAACCACCUCAUACUUGGAAGAACCUCUUUGUUAUUGACCUUGAGUCAACAGGUCUUGGCCCCUAGAGACUACCUAGAUGUAGUGUGACCUAAAUUUAUAAUUAUUGUCAUGUCCUUAUAGCUAGGCAAAAAAAUAUGAUAAUUUAAAGAGACAGUAUCUUUUUUAAUCAGUUCUCCUAAACUUUAUUAAAAUGUAUCUUUAAAUAUAUGUAUUAUUCAGUCCUUUGGAAUGUUAUAUUUUUGGAAUUCAUAGCUUUUAAUUUCAAAGGCCCCUAAAACUGCACAAAAUAGAUGCUGCUUUCUAUAAUCUAUUUUAAUAAUAAUAUGAUCUUUACUUUAUUUGGGGGUGGAACACUACAUCUUUUAGAGUCUGAUUUUGUGAAUUGGAUUAAGUUGCUUUCCUUUAUUUAUUUGAAAUUAUUAGCCCAAUCGUGACCAGAUCAAUACUUACAUUCUAAUGGCCUUCUUUCGCUUUUUUUAAUCAUUUUUAGGGUAGCAUUUUGAAGUAUUUUCAUGUAAUAUGCAGAUAAUGCGAUACUGUCUCUUUGAAGAACUCUGUAAAACUAAAUAGAGAUUUGAAGUUGGGUCUUGACUCUUAAUGCAUGUGGACAGUUGCAAGCGUUCAUGCCGUUGGUGUAUCUGUGUUGAAAAAACUGUAAUCUACAACAAAGUACAUUCCGUUCAUGGGGGGAAGAUACCCAAGGGAAUAAAAUAAAAUACUAUGACUAAGUUGUAAAACCUAUGCACAUCCCUUGCAUUUUGGGCAACUUUAUAAACAAAAAUCCUAAUUUUUAUUAAUAAUCAUGUAGUGAAAUGUGUUUGUAAUUUUGUCUCAAAUUAAUUUGUUGUAAAGAUGGGAGGGAAAAAAAUUACUGGUUUUGCCAUUUCAGAUCUGUGUUGUCUGAGAGUAUUACCGUUUUAAUUAUGUUUAAGCAAAAAUGCUGAUUUUUAAUAUGUAUGUAAUUGUUUUGAAAAUGCACACAUUUUAAGAGAAAAUACUGUGCAAUGAAAGAAAGAAACCCAGUUUAGGCUUUGCGAUAAAUUAACAGUUCCAAAAACUCAGCUGCUGCAGCCCUGUAAAUUCUUUUCAAACUCUAUAGUCUGACCAUUUUUUAAAAUUUUAUUUUAAAUAUACUUCAUUUUAUGUGUUCAACAAUUAAAUGCCUUGGGUCAUUCAUUUCAUCACAGAAUUCUACAAUUACUUCAGAAAAACAGCCAAUUUUUUGUAGAUAUUUAGAAAAAGGUUCUCUCAUCUUUGUGAUAGUUGGCAUUCAUGCUUUAAUUGCAAACCUACUAUGGCUCACUCUGCAAAUAAGGGUCGCUUCAUACAUUCAUAUAUUCACAUCUUUAGUACAUGCUUGUAUUAUAUAUGCUGAAAAGUAUAUAUCCCAAAACACAUUGUAAUAAAAUAAACAUAUGGUUCAAAUCAAAGAGAUUUCCCAAUUGGCCAUGGCUCCCUGAGCUGUAUGCUCUGGUCGGGAAAAAAACGUUAUUGACAAUGUGUGAAGCAGUCCUAAAACUUAGAUAUGGAGCCUUAAUAAGCAAAUUUUACCAUGAAUUCAUCUCAGGGUUACUGCUAUAUUCUGAUUUCUCUAACCAAUGUCUUAGCAAGGAUAACAUCUGUUCCCCAUCAUAAGAGAGGGAGAUUAUGCAUUAUCCAUCCCAGUUUGUGAUAUCUUUGUGAAUCAAAUCUCCAUGUAUCACCGGUAUUACUGUAUCUUGGACUGAUUGUUUUACAUUUUUAUUAUUUAAUAUGGAUUCUUUGCUUUUGUUAUUAAAUUCCAGUAUGUUUUUGAAAAGUGUUAUCCUCAACAUUGCAAUACAGAAGUAUUAUUUACUUAAUGUAAACUCUUUGAGAACCAUUUCAGGUUCUCAAUGAUUACCAUUCUAAAGAAACUAAAGAUUUUAAAAGGGCAUUAGAUUCAUCCACUUUGAUUGUUCUUACAGUCUUUCAGAGUUUUUAUGAUUGCAGCUGGUUGCCACAAAUUAGUUCUAAGUUAGGUUGUAGGAGUUCUCUGAGCUCAGUUUUUCAUUUGUACACAUUACAUUAGGUAUCAUCUUCAAUGCUGUGAUCUUGAAGAAGUGAGGAUUGUUGGUUGUAUGUGGCAGCCUUGUAUGUGAUCUGGUGGGCUGCCACAAGUAACUAACUUCACUUCUUCAAGGUCAUACCUCUGAAGAAACAUCUGCAAACAAAAAACCAAGCUCAGAGAACUCUUAUAACCCUCUUACAACACUCCAAUCCUGAACUAUAUAUAUGCAUUGCAUUUCCAACUUAGCUGUAAUUAGGUGAUUGUAAGAAAUGCUGAUUAGUAACAAAACUAGUUAGAGAACAGCAAGUUAGUCAUUUUGCACUUAGAAGUUAUAUUUAUUGGCAGAAAGGUUAUCUGCCUCUAUUCCUGUGACAUAUUCUCAACUUCUUAUACACUGUGCAAGCUAGUUAUGAAUUUCUGAAUCUUUCAUAUAUUUUCUAAGAAAGGGGGGUAUUGUAAUUUGCCCUUGAUUAUAUUUGUUGAUCAAAUUCCUAGCAGUUUUAUCAGCUUGUGUCUUUACAAUAUAGAGCAUCCCAUACAACCAUGAUACGAUAUAUACUGCUCUGUAAUGCUAUGUUGAAAAAGCCAUUGGAGCAAGCUACAUUGUGUUUUUUGUUUUCACUCCUUUUAAGAACUGAGCCCAGGGCUCUAAAUCAGUACUGUGGAAGAUUCAAGAUUCUUUUAAUCUCCCUUUGUCUUCUUCCCUCUGCUUUGUUUUGGUUUUUACAAUUUAUGUAAUAUACUAAACUAUCAGUUCUCUUAUUAAUUUGCUAAAUAUUCAGGCACAAGAUAGGGAUUUGGCAAUUGGUGCUGAAUGUUUGUAUCAAUAUUAAUAUAACAACACCAGCAUAAGUUGCAAUUCAAGUUCACUUCCCAUGAUAAUAACAA